AUGACAAGCCACGUGAGCUUCUGGCGGGCCGCGGCAGUGCCGGGCUAUGCCAUGCUGGGUGACUGUGUGGCGGACGGCUUCGAUCCACCGGACACAGGCUUGCUGCUGCUGGACGACCUUGAAUCGGGGCGCGUGGCGGCGCCCCGCAGCUUCCUGCACAAGCUCACACUCGCGGCACCCGCCUGGCCCGACGAGGCCUCGGUGUGGUUUCCCUUGGCGCCGCCUGGCUACGUGGCGCUGGGGUGUGUGGUGACGCGCGGCCGUGAGGCCCCCUCUGCUGGGCUGGCCGUGCGCUGUGUGCGCGCUGACCUGCUGGCGCCCAAGGGCUUUGCCGGCCGGCCCGCGUGGACCGUCAGUUUGCCGCCCAAAGGGGAGUCUGUUGCCAGCUUCUGGCCCGUCAUGAACCAGGCGGGCACGUUUCUGGUGCACAGUGAUGCGCGGCGCCCGCCGCAGAGGAUGGGGUAUGGGCUGGCGGAACUGGAGAGGCGGGAGCGGCCCGACAACUUUGAUGCCAACCUGCGCACGCCCCGCGUCUCCCUCACCCUCUUCGACGACGUCUCCGGCGUCGUGAGCCCCUCUCUGCUGCUCCCUCAACCCCCUCAUCUCCCUCAACCCCCCUCAUCUCCCUCAACCCCCCUCAUCUCCCUCAACCCCUCUCAUCUCCCUCAACCCCCCUCAUCUCCCUCAACCCCCCUCAUCUCCCUCAACCCCUCUCAUCUCCCUCAACCCCUCUCAUCUCCCUCAACCCCCCUCAUCUCCCUCAACCCCCCUCAUCUCCCUCAACCCCCCUCAUCUCCCUCAACCCCCCUCAUCUCCCUCAACCCCUCUCAUCUCCCUCAACCCCCCUCAUCUCCCUCAACCCCCCUCAUCUCCCUCAACCCCCCUCAUCUCCCUCAACCCCCCUCAUCUCCCUCAACCCCUCUCAUCUCCCUCAACCCCUCUCAUCUCCCUCAACCCCCCUCAUCUCCCUCAACCCCCCUCAUCUCCCUCAACCCCCCUCAACCCCCCUCAUCUCCCUCAACCCCCCUCAUCUCCCUCAACCCCCCUCAUCUCCCUCACCCCCCCUCAUCUCCCUCAACCCCCCUCAUCUCCCUCAACCCCCCUCAUCUCCCUCAACCCCCCUCAUCUCCCUCAACCCCCCUCAUCUCCCUCACCCCCCCUCAUCUCCCUCACCCCCCCUCAUCUCCCUCAACCCCCCUCAUCUCCCUCAACCCCCCUCAUCUCCCUCAACCCCCCUCAUCUCCCUCAACCCCCCUCAUCUCCCUCAACCCCCCUCAUCUCCCUCAACCCCCCUCAUCUCCCUCAACCCCCCUCAUCUCCCUCAACCCCCCUCAUCUCCCUCAACCCCCCUCAUCUCCCUCAACCCCCCUCAUCUCCCUCAACCCCCCUCAUCUCCCUCAACCCCCCUCAUCUCCCUCAACUCCUCUCAUCUCCCUCAACCCCUCUCAUCUCCCUCAACCCCCUCUCAUCUCCCUCAACCCCUCUCAUCUCCCCUGCCCACCUUGGCCCUCCCUCACCGUCCCUGCCCCUCCCUGCCCCCCUUUGGCCUUCCCUGAUCCCUCUGCCCCCCUUGCUCCCCUCUGGCCCCCUCUGCCCCCCUCUGGCCCCCUCUGCCCCCCUCUGCCCCCCCUGCCCCCCCCUGGCCCCCCCCCUGCCCCCCCCUGCCCCCCUCUGGCCCCCUCUGACCCCCUUGCCUCCCUCUGUCCCCCUUCCCUUCCUCUGUCCCCCUUCCCUUCCACUGUCCCCCUUCCCCACUCUGUACCCCUCUGCCCUCGGUGCCUCCUCUCCCUCCCCUGCCCCUGCCUGCCCCUCGUUGCCUCGCACGAUCCUUGCCUUCUCUCCUCCAUAUUCCUGCUGGGAAUUUCACACGACAACUGCAUGCCACCACGUGUCGCUCUGAAAUGCAUGAUUUCCAUGUGUGCUUGUGCUCCUCCCAACAUGUGCUGUCCCCCCUGCCAUGGCGGCUGUGCAUGCAUGGUGCGCGGCGGGGCAUGGGGGGGUGACAGAUGGUGCCCCCCCGCAUGCUGCGUGCCUGCCAAGCUGACUGCCAUGUGCUGCGUGCCUGCCAAGCUGAGUGCCAUGUGCUGCGUGCCUGCCAAGCUGAGUGCCAUGUGCUGCGUGCCUGCCAAGCUGAGUGCCAUGUGCUGCGUGCCUGCCAAGCUGAGUGCCAUGUGCUGCGUGCCUGCCAAGCUGACUGCCAUGUGCUGCGUGCCUGCCAAGCUGAGUGCCAUGUGCUGCGUGCCUGCCAAGCUGAGUGCCAUGUGCUGCGUGCCUGCCAAGCUGAGUGCCAUGUGCUGCGUGCCUGCCAAGCUGAGUGCCAUGUGCUGCGUGCCUGCCAAGCUGACUGCCAUGUGCUGCGUGCCUGCCAAGCUGACUGCCAUGUGCUGCGUGCCUGCCAAGCUGAGUGCCAUGUGCUGCGUGCCUGCCAAGCUGAGUGCCAUAUACGAGUGGGAGGGCGAGGGCAGCGAGGAGGGGGCAGCAGCGGGCAGUGUGCAGAUGCGGGUGACGGCGACGAGUGUGGUGAACGUCAACGUCACGGCCACCAGUGUGGACGCCCUCACUGCCGCCACCCACGGGUGGAGCAAGCUGGUGCAGCACGAGGCUGAUGCCAGGCGCGCCCUGCUGCAGGUCAGGCACGCCUGGGGCUGUGCUCUGUGCAUUCAGCCGUGGGUGUGCAUGCAGUCGUUUGUGCAGCCAUGUGUUCAUGCGGCUGGGGCAUCACCAGCCCCAUGGUCAUCAGCAGCAGCAGCGGCAGCAGCGAGCGUUGGGGAGGGAAUGGAGGAGGGAGGGGAGGAGGGGGGAGUGGCAGUGGACAGGGAGGACGCGCUACGAGUGCUCGUGGACAACCGCCUGGGAGCGCCUCUCUACGCUCGCUCCGCCAAGGAUGCCUUCGCCCAUCUCUACACACUGCCGCCCGCCCACACGUCGUCCGUGCCGCUGCCGCCCUUCCAGUUCCCCGACAUGCUGCGCCCCUCCGCCACUGCGGGUGUGGGCGGCAAGCGCCGGCGUAGCACACGGCGCUUCAUGGCUCUGCGCCUCAUUGAGGGGCUGGUGAGUACGGCGGGGCUGGUGAGGCGGCAUGGUGGGCAUGGUGAAGCGGCAGUGCGUGUAUGUUUGCCCGGUGGUGGGCUGCUCAUUGGACCCACUCCCCACAGUCCUUCCCCCUUGGUCCUUGCUUGCUCAAGUCAUCCCCCACCGUGCACACCUGCCAUCUCCUCGUGCCGUCUUCCCACAUGCCCAUGCCUGCGUGGAUCGCUGCAGGACCUACCGGGGAGCGAGCUGAACGGGGAGGACUUCAUCUGCAAGCUGCGAGUGGCAGAGGCGGGCGCCCAGCCGCUGGCCAAGGGGCAGCAGCUGCCGCAGACUGCACGCUCGCGCGCCAUCCGCCCCGCAGGGGGGCUGGCAUGCCCGCAUGGGCGCGAGGGCAUGGGGAGCGCCAUGCCGCUUGGAGGGGCGCAGGCCGGAGCGGGAGAAGGGACCGAGGGCAGGAGAGCGAAGCUGUGGCGCGUGCAGUGGAACGAGGUGUUUGUGUUUGAAGUGCCGGCACAGCAUAUAUUUGCAUAUGCUCGUGCACACGUGCAUGCUGGGCCUCCCCUCUCCUGCCCACCUGCCUGCAUGCUGCUGUGCGCUCAUGUCUCCCUGCAUGCUGCUGUGCGCUCAUGUCUCCCUGCAUGCUGCUGUGCGCUCAUGUCUCCCUGCAUGCUGCUGUGCGCUCAUGUCUCCCUGCAUGCUGCUGUGCGCUCAUGUCUCCCUGCAUGCUGCUGUGCGCUCAUGUCUCCCUGCAUGCUGCUGUGCGCUCAUGUCUCCCUGCAUGCUGCUGUGCGCUCAUGUCUCCCUGCAUGCUGCUGUGCGCUCAUGUCUCCCUGCAUGCUGCUGUGCGCUCAUGUCUCCCUGCAUGCUGCUGUGCGCUCAUGUCUCCCUGCAUGCUGCUGUGCGCUCAUGUCUCCCUGCAUGCUGCUGUGCGCUCAUGUCUCCCUGCAUGCUGCUGUGCGCUCAUGUCUCCCUGCAUGCUGCUGUGCGCUCAUGUCUCCCUGCAUGCUGCUGUGCGCUCAUGUCUCCCUGCAUGCUGCUGUGCGCUCAUGUCUCCCUGCAUGCUGCUGUGCGCUCAUGUCUCCCUGCAUGCUGCUGUGCGCUCAUGUCUCCCUGCAUGCUUCUAAGGAGUCGCGGCUGGAGGUGGUGGUGAGCAACCAGGCGGCCAACGCGGGGAGAGGGGCCACGGUGGGCACAGCGGCUGUGCCCAUGACUGCUGCUGCCGCGCCCACCCUCUCCGACUGGGCUGCCGUCACCGACGCCCUCGGCAUCGGCGGCCUCCACCCCGCCUCUCAAGCCACGCAGCACACCCUGGCCUCUCCUCGCCUGCGCAUUGCAGCGGUGUUCUUCACAGUGGGCCCCAGCGGCCAUCUGCUGGCCCACCAGCAGCAGCAAGAGCGGGCGGUAGUGGAGGCGGGGCAGGAGCAGCCGGACUGUUUGAUCCAGCUGGCAUGCCGCCCGGACGGCGAGUGGUGUUGGGUUCGGUCCAUGGCGGGCAUCAUGACGCUCGCGCUCGCCCUCGAGGGGCGGCCAGUGGCGGCGGAGCUGGGCGUGCGGGGGGGCCUCAAGUGCGUCACGCUGCGCUCGCUCGUGCUGCUGCGCAACGCCACGGACGUGCCGGUGGACGUGUGUGUGUGCCCGUUCGUGCUGCUGGACUUUGCAGACGAGGACGCGGAGGAGGAGGUGGAGGAGGAGAUGUAUGAGAACCAGCGGUACCAGCCCAUGCUGGGGUGGGGCUCACUGUGGCCCGGCCACCUCAUGCCUGGCGACCCCGCACGCUUUUCUGCACUGGACCUCUCCCAUGCAUGCCAGGACCUGCCAGAGGCGUGUCCACGUGGGUGGGCGUGGGUGGGUGCAUGGCAGCGUGACCAGGCAGCACCGGGCGACAUGGAGGGGUGGGUGUACGCGCCGGACUUCCGCUCGCUGGCGUCGCCCGACGCGCUGGCCAACGUGGCGCGGAGCAAGGGCCCCUUUGACUUUGUGCGCCGCCGCCGCUUCACGCGCACACGGCGCCGCCUGCCACGACCGUCGGGCGCACCCAAGGAGCACGUGCGCACGGCGCUGGGGACGCUGCCUCCCGGUGACUCCCUGUCGCUGCCCUGGGGCUGCCUCUCCCCUGGCUCUGACUGGUGCCUGCAGGUUCGGCCCCAGGCUGCUGCAGGUUCGGCAGGUAGCAGCAAAGGGAGUGAGAGGUAUGGGUGGAGCCGGCUGGUGCCUGGGGCAUGGGGCAACAAUGGUGGGGAGGGGAGUGCAGGAGCGGCGAGCAGGGCAGAGGCGGCGAGGCGGCAGCAGCUGGCGACGGCGUUUGUGCUGCCGGACCUGAUGAGGGCGGCGUCGUGGGAGAAGGGCGGCAAGCGCGAGGAGCUGCUGCAGUGCCGCGGCAUGCGCGGGUGCUGGUGGUUCUGCCUGGAGGCGGACGGCGUGAAGCUGCAGGGCGGCGAGGGCAUGGGGGCGGCGGGGGUGGUGGACUGGCGGGUGACGCUGCGGGCGCCAGUGCAGCUGGAGAACCGGCUGCCGUGCAGCGCGGAGUACUUGGUGUGGGAGAAGCCCAGCACCGGCGCAACCCACGCAGCGGGCAGCACGGCGGGCGUGGGGGGGGCAUCACGGUCGGUGGCGCGGCAGCACGGCGUGGUGGGGGCGGGCGAGGCGGUGCAUGCAUACACCAUCGACAUCCGCUGCCCCAUGCUGCUCACCUGGCUGCCUCAGGGCGGGUGGAAGCAGGAGAAGGUCCGUGCAGCGCCGCAGCCCCUGCUGCUGCGGGCUGUUGUGUGCCCAUUGGUUUUGCCUUUAUGUGCCUUAGUCCACGUGCCUUGUUGCGCCCUUCCCUGUGUGCUCUUUGCGUUGCACUCUGCCCACACCACACCACACUGGCGCGUGAAUGUGCCCCACAUGCGUUGCACAUGUUUCCCCCCUUGUGUGAGAGCACAGGACGCGGUGCUGCUGUCGGACCCGCUCACCCACGAGGUGGCGGGGGGCUUCUGGAUGACCAACGUGCAGAACAAGCGGCGGCUGCAUGUGAAUCUGGAGGUGAGUGGCGGGGCAUCAGAGGCAUCAGCGCGGGUGGUGAGGGUGUUUGUGCCCUUCUGGCUCGCCAACCACUCCUCCAUGCCCCUCGCCUGCCGCAUCGUUGAGAUCGAGCCCCCCCCGGGCGCCACGGCAGCAGCGGCGGCGGCAGCGGAGUCGCUGUGGCAGAUGCCCACGCGCCCGCUCUCCUCGCGCGCGCUCAGCCUCGCCGGCUCCACCCGUGAGCCGGUGGCGGCGGCACCGGCAGGAGUGGUGGCGGGGGCGAGCAAGGUGGUGCGCAGCCUGGAGGACAUCGAGGAGGCGCCGCAGCAGCAGGCGGUGAUGCUGUCGCUGCCGUCGGUGGCCAACGUGGGGCUGGCCGUGGCGCUCUCCAAGAACGGCGUCUUCAGCUCCGCCAUCCCCCUCACCGCCUUCCAGGACAAGGUGCCCUCACCCUCACCGCCUUCCAGGACAAGGUGCCCUCACCCUCACCGCCUUCCAGGACAAGGUGCCCGCUCCCUCUCCCAUCUCACACAAAAGACUAUUCUGACAAGUGGUGGAUGCUCUGCAGCUGUUCUUGCCCAAGUGGUGCCAGCAUGGCAACGCCCUAUUACACUUCCCUCUAAACACCAUAUGUGCUUACUCCCCCCUCCCUCCACUCGUUUCUUGUUUUCAUCUGCCCAACUCUCUCCACCCCUCGCUCGUCCCUGCGCCAUGCGUGUCCCUCAUGGGGGGGUGCAGAUGGAGCGGGCGGACCUCAAGGCGGUGGAUGCGGCAGGCAGCUAUCUGCGCCUCUCGCUGUCCCUCGACAUGUCCUCGCUGCGCUAUGAAGGCACCAAGCUCCUCUUUCCAUGUCAAUCCGCAACCCUGUCUCGCCCGCCCGCCUCCCGUGCCCCUCUCAGGAUAGAGAACCGGUCGCAGCUGUUUCCAGUGCGGUACCGGCAGGCGGGGGCGGGGGACGAGGCGUGGGAGGCGCUGGCGGUGGGGGCGGCCAAGUCGUUUGCGUGGGAGGACGGCCGCGGGCUGCGCCUGCUGGAGCUCAUGGUUGACGGCGCGCACUCCUCCACGGCGCGCCGCGUGGCCAUCGACGACCCCGCUGUGCUCGAGCCCGCCACCAACGCCUCCGGCCGCCCCGUGGCGCCGCUGCUCGUCACUGUCGCCAGGGAGCCCGCGCCGUCGGGCGGGGGGUGUGUGAUGCGCGUGUGCCUGCACGACUGGCGCCCUUCCGACCCCUCCCUCGUCCAGCUCGCCCUCUCUCUCACGCCCUCCUCCCUUCUCACUGCCCCUCCUCCUGCCCUCACGGUGGGGAGCGAGGGGUCCAGCGCAGUGGCGACAGCAGAGGGGGCGGGGGGUGGAGGGGAGCGGCGGGUGGUGGUGGUGGUGGAGGUGGAGGAGUGUGGCGUGUCGGUGGUGGACGCCACCCCCGAGGAGCUGCUCUACAUCUCCAUGACCGGCGCCCUCCUCUCCCUCGACUCCUCCACCCCCUCCUCCGCGCGCCCAGGCACCUCGGGGGGAAGUGGGUCGGGUGGGGUGAGCCGGGUGAAGCUGCAGGUGGGGCACUUGCAGAUUGACAACCAGCUGGCGGUGACGGCCAUGCCCGUGUUGCUGGCACCUGAGGAUCCACCUGGGGUGGUGCAGCCGUACGUGCUGAAGAUCACUGUGGCCAUGCGCCGGGCACGGGAUGAGGAUGAGCAGUCCUUCCCUUACAUCGGCCUGCAGUGCGCACCUCCACCCCACCCGUUCGUCCGUGCAUGCAUUCGCGUGGGCAUGGGCAGGCUGCUGAACAUCUCGGAGGGGCGGCUGAAGCUGACGCUGGCCAUGUCGCCGCUGCACCGGCCGCGUUACAUGAUGGGCUUCUGGACGUCCGUGCUCACCUCCAUGGGCAACACCGAUGAGAUGCCGGUGAGUGAGAGCGUGGGAGUGACAUGCAGUGGGCGCUCUCUCGUCUCACUCAUCCUCUUCUGUGCGGACCUCAGCCCCAUAUCCCCCUUUCCUCUCCCCCCCUCCCCUUGUGCUGGCCAGAUCCGCCUGUCCCCCCGUGUGCGGGAGGGGGUGGUGUUGCGGCGCAGCCAGGUGUGGGCGGAGGCGUGGCGCAGUGUGAGCAACGACCUGCUGGCGCAGCCGUUCCGCCUGCUGUCGGGGCUGGACGUGCUGGGCAACGCCAGCAGCGUAGUGGGGCAGGUGAGCAAGGCGGUGGCGGGGAUGAGCAUGGACCGCGCCUUCAUCCGCGCGCGCCACAAGCACGACGCCAAGGCCGCCGUGGGGUCGCUGGGAGACGGGCUGCGCGAGGGCGGGGAGGCGCUGGCCAAGGGGCUGUUCCGUGGGGUCACGGGCAUCCUCACCAAGCCCGUGGAGGGCGCAAGGGACGGCGGCGUGGAGGGCUUUGUGGCGGGCGUGGGGCGCGGGCUGAUCGGGGCGGCGGCGCAGCCGGUGAGCGGCGUGCUGGACCUGGUGAGCAAGACCACGGAUGGCGUCAACGCGGAGCGCGCGCGCCUCUCCGCCGCCAUGACCACCAAGCUCGCUCUGCGGCGCCGCCGCCUGCCGCGUGCCAUCCGCGGCGACCACGUGGUGCGGCCGUAUGAUGAGUACGCGGCCAGGGGACAGGCCAUCCUGCAGCUGGCGGAGUGGGGCGCGCUGACGGGCGCGAGCGUGUUUGACAUCCGUGAGAAGGGCAAGUUCGCCCUGAGCGACGCGUAUGAGGACCACUUCCACCUGCCGGCGCGGCGCAUCCUCAUCAUCACCCACCAGCGCACCAUGCUGCUCGAGCAACCGGGCGGGGGAGCGCUGGUGGGGGGGCGCAAGCCGGACCUGACUCGGGAGGCGUGCAGCAUCGUGUGGGCGGUGGCGUGGGGCGAGCUGCUGUCGCUGGAGGUCAUGCGCGGCCGCGAUGAGCCGCCCUCCGCGCCGCCAUCACGGGUGGUGCUGCACCUGCGGGAGUGGUCGGCGGACGUGCGGCUGCUGGACGCCAAGGAGAUCGCGCGUGUGGUGCUGUGCCAGGCAGCCACCGAGCAGGCACAGCAAGUGCGAGACGCCAUCCAGCGCGCCCUCGACCAGUUCGGCCCCGAUCGGGCCACCGUCGCUGCUCAGACACGCAAGCGGCGGCAGGAGAGUCGGCCGUACACGGGGGCAGGGGCGGGGGCGGCAUCAGGGGCAGCGCUGGGGCUGCUGGCGGGGCCAGCGGCGCCGGUGGUGGUGCCAGUGAUGGCCACGUUUGGAGCGCUGGUGGGCGGUGCGGGGCAGGUGAUGCUGGAGGCGGACAGCCACGGCGACCUCGCCUCCCCCUCCUCCCGCCACCGCCCCUCCCUCGCUGCUCCUGCCUCCGGCCCCGCUCGCCCGCGUGCCAUGACGGGCAGAGGCAGCUCGGGGGACGUGGCAGGGGCGGACGUGAAUGGGCCGCCUGCCGUUGUGGUGAAGGCAUUCAAGCUGAUGUGGUGGGACAAGGGAGCGGUGUGGAGCCAGAAGUUUCCCGUCUCCAUCUGGCGCCCCAUCCUGCGCCCCGGGUAUGUGUCGGUGGGGGACGUGGCAACACCGGGGUACGACCAGCCGGUGCGGAGCACCAUCUAUCUCGACUCCGGCGCUGGCAAGUUCGCUCCGCCACUCGGCUUCGAUCUGGUAUGGCGGGACACGGACAGCGGGGCGCGCACGCCGGUGACGAUCUGGGCGCCGAGGGCGCCGGAGGGGUAUGUGGCGGUGGGGUGCGUGGUGGUGCCCGACUACUACGAGCCAGACCGCAGCGCCGUGGCGUGCGUGGCGGCGGGCGUAGUGGGCGCGGCGGAGCUGGGGCGGCUGCCCAUCUGGCGCGACCGCAAGGGCGCUGCGCUGUGGAAGUGCAGCCUGUGGCAGGUGCACAACGCCGCCCGCACCUUCCUUGCACGGCGCGACCAUGAGAGCCCACCACCAGGAAUGGCCUUUGAUGUGAAGGUGGAGGACACACACACAGAUGCACGCAGUGCCACCUCCGUGCAAACAGGGUAG
Molecule: messenger RNA, 10008 nt
Organism: Closterium sp. Yama58-4
Lineage: Eukaryota; Viridiplantae; Streptophyta; Zygnematophyceae; Desmidiales; Closteriaceae
Source: the annotation of a GenBank genome assembly